Messenger RNA from Cooperia oncophora, 810 nucleotides. The record is from the annotation of a GenBank genome assembly. NCBI's taxonomy places the organism in Eukaryota, Metazoa, Nematoda, Chromadorea, Rhabditida, Trichostrongylidae.
AUGUAUCCGACAAUUACUUUUCAGGUAAUCGGUGACGAGUUUCUGACGGAUCCGUGCAGGCUGGACCAUGAAUGCCGACCAGAAAAGUAUGUCAGAGAGAGAGGAGACAGAGCCGUCUGCGAGAGACUUGCGAAAGUGGGUGAUCGCUCAGUUACGAUGGGAAAGCGUGCUCGGAGGAGUUCCCGCAAAAGCUUCAUGAAUGGCCUACGUUCUGCGCAACCGGACGAGCCGGGAUGGCGCCGAGAAUGGGUAUGGCAUUGUGGCCGACGGGUCUCACAACUUGCAGCCGAAGACCUUGGGGCUGCGCAGCUGUACUGCGUGCACGGUGUCUGCAACCAAGACCUUGAUGUGCCACUGAUGUCCUGCAUAAUGGAAAAGAAAACUGCGUCGCGGUGCUUGCAUUCGAAAAAAGCUGCCAACCAUGCGGCCAAUAAGGUAUUCCCAAAUGCGACUGUUGAAGGAUGUGCCUUCCACCUGGCGCAAGCGUGGAACCACAAAAGAAACCCACCUUUUGGGGCUCCAGAUGUGUAUGAAAGGCACAGUGAUAAGGAUAAACGCGUGGUCAACUGGUGGGAAACGCUAAAAGGUAGCGUGAAUUUUUUUGUUCAUUGUGUGCAAAUUAAUAGUACAUACAUAUCUGCAGGAAUGGUAUUCCUCCCGCAAGAUCUGUGGCCUGAAGUACGAGCACUACGCGGUCCACCGGUGCCGAGUGGCGACUUGCAUGACAGAUGCCAAGAUUUCCUUAACUAUUUGGAAACCACCUGGCUGAGUGGGCCGUUCAAAGAGUUUGUGGUGCAAGUGGAAAGUUGA